This is a messenger RNA of Sander lucioperca (pikeperch), 1248 nucleotides long. Its product is annotated as vascular endothelial growth factor A-like. Gene Ontology annotation, molecular function: chemoattractant activity; growth factor activity; vascular endothelial growth factor receptor binding. The transcript is spliced from 7 exons. Gene Ontology annotation, cellular component: membrane. The record is from RefSeq and is a predicted model, not a curated record. Lineage: Eukaryota; Metazoa; Chordata; Actinopteri; Perciformes; Percidae. The coding region runs from base 168 to 677 and encodes 169 amino acids. Gene Ontology annotation, biological process: positive regulation of angiogenesis; positive regulation of protein phosphorylation; induction of positive chemotaxis.
AUUUUUGAUAAUCAGCUGUAUGUGUUCAAUGGUUUGGCGCGCGCUCUCCAUCCCAGCUCGCGCACACCGGGACAGCGCGCCAAUCAAAAGACCGACGCUGCUAUUUUGAACGUUUCAGUUCUUACUGAGCGACCGGAGACGAGGAGAGGUAACUUGUCGUUGCCACUAUGCAAAGUUUCAUCGGAAUCUCGCACCUCUUAUCGGUUCUUCUGCUGCAGCUGGUACCUGCGCAGAUUUCACACCCUCCAGAAAAAGGCCACUCAAGAGUAAUGCCGUUCCAGGAGGUGUGGGCAAAGAGCGUGUGUCGCCCCAUGGAGCAGUUAGUGGAUGUUGAGCAGGAGUACCCUGGAGAAGUGGAGUACAUCUACAUGCCUGCUUGUGUCCCACUUUCCCGCUGCUCUGGUUGCUGUGGGGAUGAGAACCUGGAGUGCCAGGCUACCCUUGAACGCAACAUCACUCUGCAGGUGAUGAGGAUUCAUCCCAUGAUAUCUAUGCACCACGUGGAACUCACAUUUGUGGAGCAUCAGACAUGUGAAUGCAGAGCCCGUCAGAAACUUCUGAAUGACAAAAGUAGCGGUGAGUCUGUCAGGAACAGACCUCGGAGAAGGAAACACAAGAAGACGGCAAACGGCUGUGGAAAGUGCCAGUUCCCUCAAAACAAGAUAAAUCUUCACUGAUUCACGACUCUGUCCAUAGUUUAAUUUGGAGGAGUGACUUUGGAGUGGCAAAUAACAGCUCAUCUGUGAAUUGAUCAACUCUGAUUACUAAUCUUCUGUCAAUAUAUCUUUCCUCAUCCAGUGCAUCCAUCAGAUAUCCUACCUUGUCCAUGACAUUAUUUUCUUUUUUGAUUAAUUACCAAAGCAAACAACCAUAUCUGCAAACUCCUUUGCCUCUAACUGCUGUUUUCUUUUUUUUUUGUGGAUUAAAAAAAUAUAUAUAUAAACAGGAUACAACAGAUUCCUAAUGGGUGGAAUGCUGCAAACUUAUCAGUUGCCAGAGAGGGAUUAAGGUCUCCAUCAACCCUCAAGUGUUCACUGAUUAACAUUUAGAUUAAUGGCGUUCACAGAGAGGCCAGAAACCUUCUCCAUGACUUCAUGUUCAUUGUAAUUGUGCAGAGUGACUCCUGUUAUAAUUGUUGUGAAACUGAAAAAUACAUCAUGUAUGUUGACUUUCUAUAAAGUGUUAUUUACUAAUUAUGAGACAUAAUGUGUUUAUGAGUUUAUUAAAUAAAAUCCAGUUCAAAUACAA